AUGAUGAUUCAAGCAUUACUGCUGCUCUGUCUCUUCAAGUCGAGCUGUUUUGAUAACCCUAUACUAGAAGUAGCUGGAAGCUCAGAGAUUCUGAAAGAAGCGCUCUUCCCGAUUUCGUAUUACAUUAUUGGAGGAGUUCUGGCGAUUUGUUUCUUCCUCUGGUUAUUUGUUGGCCUCAUAUAUCAUAUUAAAUUGAAAAACCCUGCAAAGGUAGCUGCGUCUGCCCCAAAAGAAGAUCCUUCGCCGAUCGGAACAGUCGGUAGAAAUGGGAUUUAUUUGAUACCGCACGACGAGUUCUCCCAAACAGUGACAGAGGACUUCGAAAGCUACUCGACUUCUAAGACUUCGGAAGUAAUGCGACGAGUUCGAGAAGUGGGCCACAAGACACCAUUUGGGGACCUGCCACCAGACUACUCCCUCGUCUUGAGAGAAACGCUCUAG
Messenger RNA from Oikopleura dioica, 441 nucleotides. NCBI's taxonomy places the organism in Eukaryota, Metazoa, Chordata, Appendicularia, Copelata, Oikopleuridae. The record is from the annotation of a GenBank genome assembly.